Trachymyrmex cornetzi is the source of this 1084-nucleotide messenger RNA. It is a transcript of the gene Osi6, whose product is annotated as DUF1676 domain-containing protein Osi6. The coding region runs from base 116 to 937 and encodes 273 amino acids. The record is from RefSeq and is a predicted model, not a curated record. Gene Ontology annotation, cellular component: membrane. NCBI's taxonomy places the organism in Eukaryota, Metazoa, Arthropoda, Insecta, Hymenoptera, Formicidae. The transcript is spliced from 3 exons.
ACGAGGUUCGGUGAAGUUUAGAUCCAUCGGUAUUUACGAAUUUCUUAUAUCUCCUGUAAACGCGUGCUGCAAUCAGGUGCUUUUAUCACACGCCUCGUGGAAUUCGCAAGAAGUCAUGAAAAUAAUGAAGAAAUUCUUAAUUUUAAUAACUGCGGUCGUUUUUACCACCGGUCAGAGUAUCGACGAGUGCCUGAAGCAAGACAGCAUAUCCUGCGUGCAGAAGACUCUAUAUAGGACCGCCAAAGAAUUCUUUGCCAAGGAUAAAUUAGAGCUUAUAAACGGAGUCAGUCUCGUGAAGAGUAAUGUCAAUGCCAGAUCUAUCAAGGAACUUACUUAUGAUCAAGAGAUGGAGGCCACUAAUAAUAUCGUGGAAAGACAAAAUUCUCUCGAAAACUUCAUUAGUGAUGAAGCUGGGCAAUUUUUGACCGGUCGCAAUCUUAGGAUCAAUCUUGCACCUGCUUUUGAGAAAAUCCAAGAAUCGGUUCGUACCUUUAGUGAAUCUGCUCCACCAGAAAUUCGUCAAGCUGUCAACGAGAUUGUUGAAGCGCGAGGCAAGAAGAAAAAAGGAUCUCUAAAAGGAAUCUUACCCCUCCUGGUUGCCGCGAAAAUAAAGUUUGGUAUUUUGGGAGUUCUCUUAUACUUUGUCACCGGAUUCUUAGCGAAAAGGGCGAUCCAAGCGUCCAUCAUUUCCCUCAUCAUCUCUGCCUUCGUCGGUAUGAAAACAUUCUGGUCAGGCAAAAACAACCACCACGACGUCACUCCUUACAAUGGUGGCUGGAGUGGUGGAUUUUCAAGUCCUGUUAGCGGUGGAUGGCCAAGUCCCGUUAACAGUGGAUGGUCCAAUUCCGUACCUGGUGGAUGGAGCAAUGGUGGUUCUUCCGGUUGGGAAGAUUCUCAUUACGCGCAAAACCAAGCAUAUAAUGGAUAUCAUCACUAGUGAUCGUUGAUACUUUCUUCUUCUAUUUCUUUUUUUUUAUUAAUCAACGGCUAGUGGAAAGAACGGGAUGUCGGUGGAAGUCAGAUGAUUUUUAAGCCUCACGUUGAUUUUCAUUCAUAUAAUCAUGGAGAUAUUUAUUUUUAUUUA